This is a messenger RNA of Fimicolochytrium jonesii, 2167 nucleotides long. Its product is annotated as hexokinase-domain-containing protein. The record is from RefSeq and is a predicted model, not a curated record. The transcript is spliced from 5 exons. Gene Ontology annotation, molecular function: mannokinase activity; D-glucose binding; glucokinase activity. Gene Ontology annotation, biological process: glycolytic process; glucose 6-phosphate metabolic process; intracellular glucose homeostasis. NCBI's taxonomy places the organism in Eukaryota, Fungi, Chytridiomycota, Chytridiomycetes, Spizellomycetales, Powellomycetaceae. Gene Ontology annotation, cellular component: cytosol; mitochondrion. Bases 155 to 1711 code for a protein of 518 amino acids.
GAACGCGUUGGUGCCGUGUCUUCUCUGAGAGGCUCUAAUAAUAUCGAUACAAUGACUGCGUGCGUCAUCCGGCGGCAACAAAGACAAGGCCUUUUUCCUUUUGAACAGAACCCUCCAAACAGCAUUAAGCGACCUCGUAUUCUCCAUAGCAACCAUGACUCAACUCUGGUCCGCAGACAACAGGGUCCCCCUCUUCGUAUUCGGCCUCACUACAGGCAUCGCCCUCACCGCUGCAGUCCAAUAUCUCGUCACAAGCAUCUCAGGCACCCCGCUGAACCUCCGCGCCGCUGCCGAUGAAGAUCGCGACCACCGCUCCUCCUCCUCCUCCUCCUCACAACAAGGCCCCGUCGCCCAACGCAAGAAUGUCGAAACUGCCACCCAGCGUCUCGAGCGCCAGUUCACAAUCUCCACCGCCAUGCUCCAUAACCUCGUCAAGGCCUUCAUCCGCGACAUGGAGCGUGGCUUGAAACGCGACAACGCUGUCAUGAAGAUGAUCCCUUCCUAUGUCAUCCGUAGACCCACCGGUGACGAGACCGGAACGUACCUCGCUCUUGAUCUCGGUGGAAGUAACUUUCGUGUCUGUGAAUGCACUCUCGCUGGGAAAGGACAGGUCCGCAUCCGCCAGAAGAAGUUUGUCGUGUCCGAAGAGUUGAAGACCGGCACCGCCACCGCCUUGUUUGAUUACUUUGCCGAGUGUGUUAGUUCCACUAUGGAUGGGUUUGGCUUGGAUAAGCAGGCCGGCACGAAAUUGGGUUUUACCUUUUCCUUUCCGGUUCAGCAGCAGGCUUUGAAUAGAGGAACCCUGUACCACUGGACAAAGGGCUUCACUGCUGAAGGUGUUGUUGGCCAGGAUGUCGUGGGUCUUCUUGACGCUGCCUUGCGGAGGAAGGGCCUGAAAAUCGACGUAACCGCCCUAGUGAAUGACACCGUCGGAACCCUCAUCUCGCACGCGUACCUCGACACGGCCACCACCAUGGGCGUGAUCCUCGGCACGGGCACUAACGCCGCGUACGUCGAGCGCCUGGAAAACAUCCCCAAAUGGACCGGCCCCAAAUGCCCUACCAACGAAAUGAUCAUCAACAUGGAGUGGGGCGCAUGGGGCCAGGACGGGAUCAUCCUCCCCACCACGGACUACGACGUGAAAGUCGAUCGUGCGAGCCCGAACCCGCAGAAACAGAGUUAUGAGAAGAUGAUCUCCGGGUUGUAUUUGGGCGAAUUGACGCGGUAUAUUAUAGUGGAUUUGAUCUCCACUGGGGAGCUGUUUGCGGGACGACGGUGUGAGGCGUUGGAGGUGCAGCAUAGCUUCGACACGGCCAACAUGUCGCGUAUCGAACGCGACCACUCAAUGGAACUAACAGACACCCGCUCCAUCCUCGAGGACCUCUACGCCGUCAAAAAAACCACCCUAGCCGACCGCCGCCUCGUCAAACGCAUCUGCGAGCUCAUCGGAACCCGCGCCGCGCGCAUGGCCGCGGUCGGGAUCGCGAGUGUGGUCACGAAAACGAAUAAACUUGCCGGAACGACGGUGGCGGUGGACGGGAGCGUGUUUGAGCAUUAUCCGCAUUUUGCGAAUCGGAUGAGGGAUGCGCUGAGGGAGCUUUUGGGCAUCAAUGCUGAGGGGAUUGUUUUGGCUCAGGCCCGCGACGGAUCAGGACAAGGUGCUGCACUCAUCGCUGCGCUUGCUGACCACGGCGAGGAGAAGUUGCAGUAGAAUUCACGAAAUCACCCUUCCCUCAUUCGGUUACUGUUAUCACCAUGCCAAAAAAAUGUCGAUUUGGACUCCUCAUUCAUAUUGUCCCCGCCCUGUGUGUCUUUCUGCUACGCUUUUUUCCCCUUCCCAGAGAUCAUGAUGAAAUGAAAUGAACACUGCGUACGGUUAUGAUAGUUUGGAACGGAUCUGCUCCUCGUAGAGAAAAACCGUGCGAUGGUCGAAUACGAACGGCACAAACAGAGGGGCGACAAAGAACCGCUCCAUGUCGCUCAAAGAACACGCACUCCGGCAACAAAAAUCCCAAAAGUCGUCCCCAAAGAUCAAUUCCUCUAAACCAUCCAUUUGCAGAACAUCCCUCCCAUAAAAUAAAAAGCCAAAAAGAACAAAUACCUCUGGCGCCCCCAUCCAUCACUUCAUCCCGCCCGCGUCGUCUUCCCCCCCGUCUUGCCACCCCCC